AUGCAUCUCUUCCUCUCCCCCCAUACAUCACCGCACGCCUUCACAACGGGCCUCCGUCUUCGCUCUUUGGCGCGCCCAGUUCACUGCAACCCGUUGACCGAGCUCUUUGCUUUGGCCGGUCCUCUUUCUCUCCCUCGUUUUGUCACUCGCCUGUUCGCUUCUUUGCUCGCUUUUUCAAUCCCUCGUCUCGCUCUUUUCAUCAUCCUUUUGCCAAAAUACUUGCUCCUCUUUCGCUUUGACAUAGACUUAAUUCGCUUCCCUUUUCUACUUUCUGCUUCACCUUCACUAUCCUCUGUCACAGUUCUCCUCGGGACACGACGACCACGAUUAAGACUACGGCUUACGACUCGCGCUCUUCAAGCGGUUGCCCUUGUACAAUUCCGCCACGGCCACGAUUUCAACAGCCCCUCCACCCCUUGCAACAAGAACCAGACUCUCAGUGCGCAUUGUUCAGCCCGCAGAGAGGCUCGUCGUCCCCUCCGCAAAGGCCCAGGCCUUGACGCGACUCCCCUGCGUUUCACCCGCGACGUCGGCCAGCCUGCCUUGACAGGUGGACUUCUGAAGUCGCAACCGAGACUCCCGGCGUGCACAGGUGCCAACCACCAAGGUAAAGCAAGGCCAUGGGCCUGUGCAGUGCGACCCGUGUUGCGUAAGAGGCAGUGGGAAGGCGAGAGCAUGUCUACUCCGCCGCCGCCGCCGCCGCCAUCCUCGCCGAAGCGCCGGGCGUUGCAUGAACGAUCCCCCUCGGAGCGCAAUAGGUUACAAAUUCGUCUCGUCCCGUACAGCCCGCCACGUCUCAGCUCUGAUGCUGCUUCGCCCCCUACGUCCGCCGCAUGCCCUCUUUCGCACACAUCUGACGCCGUGGUCACCACUAAACACGGUCACUCUCCUCGCCAGGGCGACCAACUUCCCGAGCCAGCCUCGACCCAAGCCCGCUCCCCUAGCCCGACCAGCGGCUCCAAUGCCGCAACAAACUGGACGACUCUCUCCCCGUCGUCACCGUCACUGUGCUCUUCGCCCUCUCCCGGUAACCUCCUAUCGCACGCAACCCCGUCUUGUUCUCCGCCGCUUGCCGCUCAGCGCCGGCCCAAGAAAGUCAUCAGUGUGCAUUCGGACAAGACAUUCAGCCUGGUUCCUCAAUCUGGCUCCGCGUCGUCUGCAACCGACUCGUUUAGAUCCCCGCGCUACUCGUCAACAGUCCAUAGCACCUCGUAUGACUUCUCCUCGUCAGAUCUGCUAGUCGAGGACCGACCAAGCUCACCCCUGACGCCGCUUCCGGAACAGCCACCCAGCUGUGACUCUCCUGCAUCCAUCAGUCUAGGUCAUUUCGGAGACUCACCCUGGAAUUAUCGCUUUGUCGGAGGCGUGCGUAAAGUUCAGCACGCUGUCUCGAACCCUGUUCCUCCGCCCGGCGACACGGGGCCUCAAGCCAGGCGUUCCCUGAGCUCUUCACGGCCGCCCUCUACACUAUCCGAGCGAUCCAAUUUCAAGACCUACGUCUUAGCCCCAGCGGCCGGCCCUGUUGGCUCCAGCGCCACGCUUGACAGCUGCGAAGGCGUCUCCAACCAGUCUGUCAUUGAUCUGGAGCCAGCCAACAUUGAUAUUUUGGGCGAAUCAUCUUCUGACCAAUCCGCCGACGACCGUCAAGCGCCGCCAACCGCCGGGAGUGAAUCGAACUACAUUCUUCAUGGUGGCCAAUCUCCAUUGUCUGCUCCCAGUGCUAUCGCGGAAAGCUUGAGACCCGAAUACUCGAGGGAAAGCUUGCUGGUGCCUCCACUCAGGACGGUAAAAACGGGCGCGCCCGAUCGCUCCAUCCUGUACCGGGCACGCUCCCGUGACUCAAUACGAACUGCGUCUCUGAGCUCCAUCUCAACAGCGGUCAUUGAGGAGGCUACCCGCUCGUUGUUCGCCGGUGCUGUCGCCAUACACAUGCCGGGUAGCACCUCUGAUGGUUCGUCGAAUGUCCUUCGCGCGACGGCAAUCAAGUCACCGAGGAGGGCUUCCCAGAAUCAGCACUGGAGUUCCGCCUUGUCAACGGUCAUUUCUGAAAGCGAAGGAGGCAGCGCUGGCCCUUCCCGUUCGCUCUCGCCAUUGAGCCCCGCGGGCCACCUCGCAGGACGCGAUGCUUCACCCAUCGCUGACCGGUUCUAUGGAGCGGCCGGAGCCUCAAGUUUGGCCCGAGAGGAGCAUAUAGAUUUCCCUUCAUCAGCUGCUUGGCGGCCAGGGUCACGCGAACAAGGCAGCAACACCAUUCGGCUCAUUCGGGACCAAGAUGAACACGGCGAUGGCCUCGCAGACCUGGAGGAAUUAAAUGGACCUUUCCGUGCGCGGCUAUACAGCUUCCUGUCUACUCAUUCCUCGGAUCGCAAUCUGCGAUCCUCUGGCAGCUCGCUCUAUUACGGCAGCGGGGAACGCCGCUUCCUGGCUGCGCAGCUAUCGUCUGAGUCGCUGUACUCUAUUUUCGAGGAGGGCGCUCGAUUUGAUGCCUCGUUAAACAGGUCGCCCAGCGCCGAGAGACUGCCCCCAACCGUUCAGAACCCCCGACGCCGCCCAAGAGAGCAGUUGCGGCAGAGCAACAGGUCCCGCCCCUCGCAAGACAACGGCGAUCAAAUAACCCCAUGUCCGCCUUUACCCGUCGCGUGCAUUGUACGGAAACAGACAUCAAGCAUCUGGUCUCCACACCUUGCUCGAGACAGGCGGUUCAAAAGACAUACCAUUUGGGAGCCUCCUUCUACCAUCUGGUCUACGGACGAGCCCGCAUCUAUGGCUCGAAACAUCCAGCCCAUCUUAUUCGUGCUGGCUUGGAUGGUGGCAUCUUUCCUGCCGCUCCCAUCGCAACCGCUAUGCGACAUGACGGAGGCUCAUCAGAGCACUGGUCAUCUUGACCUGCGACCGGAAGCCAGUCGAAAUGUCUAUGCUUCUUGCGCUCGCCGAUACAGUCGCGCGCAAUGGUGGAGGAGCCUUAACAGAGCCAUGUCCGUCGUCGGGCUAUUCGUCGUGGGCGCCAUCGUGGCGCUUAUUGUUACCGGGGUCAAGCAGCAAUGGAAGUCAUGA
This is a messenger RNA of Purpureocillium lilacinum, 3054 nucleotides long. The record is from RefSeq and is a predicted model, not a curated record. Lineage: Eukaryota; Fungi; Ascomycota; Sordariomycetes; Hypocreales; Ophiocordycipitaceae.